Chrysoperla carnea is the source of this 1770-nucleotide messenger RNA. RefSeq lists its product as uncharacterized. The record is from RefSeq and is a predicted model, not a curated record. The coding region runs from base 15 to 1376 and encodes 453 amino acids. The transcript is spliced from 6 exons. Lineage: Eukaryota; Metazoa; Arthropoda; Insecta; Neuroptera; Chrysopidae. Gene Ontology annotation, cellular component: membrane. Gene Ontology annotation, molecular function: heme transmembrane transporter activity; heme binding. Gene Ontology annotation, biological process: transmembrane transport; heme export.
UUCAACAAAAAUAAAUGGGUGUAAUUAAAGAAAAAUCUUUGAAAGUUGAGACAGGCAAAACUGUCGAAACUUAUCGUGUUUACAAACGUCGAUGGUUUAUUCUUUUUAUAUUUUUUGUACUGUAUUUUGUGGGCUCUAUACAAUGGAUCCAAUAUACAAUAAUUGAAGAUGUCGUUAUGGACUAUUAUGGUGUUAGUGCAAGUACGGUUAAUUUAACAUCGGUUAUAUUUUUGUUAACGUAUUUGCCAUUAAUUUUUCCUGUUUCAUAUGUUAUUAAGAAAAAGGGUAUCAGAUUUUCUAUGAUUAUUGCGGUGACUGGGCACUGCAUUGGAUCAUGGAUAAAAUUAUUUUCCACACACCAAACGGGUUUUUGGAUUGGAUUUGUAGGCCAAACACUUGUUGCUGUGACUCAGGUAUUUGUCGUAAGUAUGCCACCAAAAUUGGCUGGCAUUUGGUUUGACAGCACUCAGAUGAGUACAGCAUGCACAAUUGCGUUUUAUGGAUCUCCAAUGGGUAUUGCUAUGGGAUAUUUAAUUACACCCAUGAUUGUUAAACAAGAACCUGAGAGUGUCGAAGAAACUGGAAAUGAUUUGUUUCUUUUAUUUCUAAUUAUUGCUAUAGCCACUACAGUCGUGACCGUUUUAAUAUUUGUGUCUUUUCAAGAAGCACCACCUGUUCCUCCAAGCGAGGCACAAAACACGCAAACACAAGAAAGCUCGAAUACAUUACAAUCUUAUAAAAAUUUGUUAACGAAUGGGCCUUUCAUGACUUUAUUGUGUGCAUAUGGUUUAAAUAUAGGUGUUUACAAUGCUACGAGUACACUGUUUAAUCCAAUUAUUUUGGAACAUUUUGAGGAUGGUGGGCCAUUUGCUGGUCAUAUUGGAGUAGUAUUCAUAUUCUCUGGAAUUUUUAGCACAGUUUUAUUUGGAGUGAUUUUAGAUAAAACGAAAAGAUUUAAAGAAACAUCGUUGGGUGCUUACGCAAUGACAACAGUAGGAAUGUUAGCCUUUACAUUUGCAGUGACCUCCGAACAUAAACUUCUAAUUUACUUAGCAACUUUUUUACUAGGCUUUUUUGCAAAUGGUUACAUUCCGGUAGCAUAUGAAACGGGAGUUGAACUAACAUACCCUGAGAGUGAAUUUAAUUCAACUGGUGUUUUAAGUACUGGAUCGCAUACAAUGGGCGGCUUAUUUACAAUAUUUUUUACUUUUAUACUAACAAAAACUAACAGCUUUUGGACAAAUAUGGGUAUGGUGGCAUUUUUAAUAAUUGGAUUAAUUCUUACUAUAUGUACACCUAAUAUUCGUAAACGGCAAGAUGCUUUAGAACAACAUCUAAUUAAUGUAAAUCUCGAAAAAAAACUUGAAAAGUUUUAAUUUCAAAUAUUGUUCACAGCUUUUUAGUUGAUUUAAUUUUUUGCAUGUUCACAUUCGAAAGGUGUCCCUUACAAAGGAUCAAGAGCUUGCCGUUUAAUAUUAAAUAAAAAAAUAAAAUAAUGUUACCAGGUUUUCACUUUGCUCUUGAUCCAUAUUAACAGGCGUCUUUUGAAUAUAAUAAUGGGAACAAACAGGAAUUCGAAACAUUUUUGAAGUUUUUACUUAAACCAAACUAUAUUGGGUAUUUGUGUGAUAUUGAUAUCCGUCAAUUUAUCGCUAUUUAACUUCAACACCAAUUGUUAAAUCUUGUCUUUAUUCUCUAUAUAAUAUUAUAAUAUUAUCCACAAUUGUUUCAAAAGACCUUUCCAAGAUUCUAAGACGCAAAUUAUCAUUA